CAUAGUUAAUUUUAUUAUAGCGAGCAUUGACACUUGAAAGGCCUUGAUCAACAACGACCAGGCCAGACGUUUCAACGGCGACGGUUGCACGUAGGAGAGUUUCACGGUCACAGUCAACAGGUGAUGGUUCCCACAUGUCUGGCUCGCCUUCGAUGACAUCGGAUGUUCCCGAGUCCCUCUUGCUGGUUUCUCUGUUCGCCGCCUCCUGGGAAUCCAUCUACGGGGCGUCGGAAACCUUCAGGCCCGGCGCGCUGGUAAUCAAGUGCAUGACCCGGAGUUGAACCCGAGACACCACCGCAUCCGCCUGUUGGCUGUUGUUCCAAUGACAGCUGAGAAUCCUUAAACGGAUAAGGUCAACCGCGCCUUCAACCCUAACCCUUUCCGCAUUUCUUUCGGUGGAGACUCCGAAGGUCGGGUCUGGAGCAACUCACAGAGCCACUUCUCGACUUCGGUCGGUGACUUCACUGCGGCAGAAUAUGAAGAGCUUCACACGUAUCGCCGCAGGGUCAUUGAGACAACCCCGACAAAGUUUACCUAGUGCCAGACAUGUAUGCCAUUCCUGCCAGAACCUGCGCCUAAGCAGGAUUGAACAGCGGCAAUUUUCCCAGACAGCACCGUCUUUAACAGAUUCGUUCGGCUUCAAAAAAUAUACUCUCCCGCGCAGCUUUAAGCCCAAGGAAGUAAACCUGCCUGCCAAGAUGGCCGGCCCGCCUCCCCCAGAUCCGGCGCGGAAGCGGCUGGCAUAUAUCGCCCUGGGAAGCAACUUGGGGGAUCGUAUUGGCUGGAUAGAAAAGGCCUGCGCCGAGCUGGAUGCGCGGGGCAUCAAGGUCAAGCGCACAAGCAGCCUGUGGGAGACGGAGCCCAUGUAUGUGCUAGACCAGGAUAGAUUCGUCAAUGGUGCCUGUGAGGUUGAGACAACUCUUGAGCCACUUGCCCUUCUGGAUGCUCUCCAAGAUAUCGAGAACUCUCUUGGUCGCAAAAAGAUCAUCGACAAGGGCCCGCGUAACAUUGACCUCGAUAUCCUUCUCUAUGACAACAUCAAGUUCAACCAUGAGCGCCUCACAAUUCCUCACAUUGGAAUCCCGGAAAGGGAGUUUGUCUUGAAGCCUCUUGCUGAACUUAUCCCCGACAAACCUCUGGACCCCGACCGACCAUGGACCCUAACCCGGGACUUACUUGAUGCCCUGCCUUCUUCUACUACUCCUAUCACCACUAUGACCCCGUUGUCAGCACACCACCCCCCCAUCAUGGCUCUCAAUCCAGCCCGGAAAACACACGUCAUGGGCAUCCUCAACAUGACCCCUGACUCCUUUUCUGAUGGCGGCCAAAACACAUCCCUUGAGGAGCAAACUUUGAUCUCCAACAUACGAUCCUUCUUGGACGCAGGCGCCACCAUGAUUGACGUUGGCGGGCAGUCAACCGCCCCUAACUGCCCCGAGGUUUCAGCAGAGGAAGAGCUCAACCGAGUGCUCCCGGCUAUCAAGCUCAUCCGCUCUCAUUUCUCAGAUAGACCGGUGCUCAUUAGUGUGGACACCUACCGAGCAUCUGUCGCCGAGGCUGCCGUUGCCGCCGGCGCUGAUAUUGUGAACGAUGUCUCUGGUGGAAGCAUGGACCCGGAGAUGUUGCCUACUGUUGCGAGGUUGGGGACAACCAUCUGUCUGAUGCACAUGAGGGGGACACCGGCGACGAUGAACAAUCUUGCUGAGUACCCUGAUUCUGAAGGAGGGCUCAUUGGCGGGAUUGCUAAGGAACUGGUGGAGAGGGUAGCGGCUGCCGAGACGGCUGGUGUUAGACGGUGGAGGAUCGUGCUUGACCCUGGGUUAGGCUUCGCCAAGGUUGGCUGGCAAAAUGUCGAUGUGCUGAGGCACUUGGAUGAGCUCAGGUUCUGGCCUGGGUUGCAAGGUCUGCCGUGGCUUGUCGGGUCCAGCAGGAAGAGCUUCAUUGGGAGGGUGACAGGCGUACCGACGCCGAAGGAGAGAAUAUGGGGCACGGCCGCGACAGUUGCGGCUGCUGUUCAGGGAGGAGCGGACGUGGUGAGGGUCCAUGAUGUCAGGGAGAUGGCGCAGGUGGUAGCGAUGGCGGAUGCUAUCUGGCGGUAUUGA
Podospora pseudocomata is the source of this 2102-nucleotide messenger RNA. It is a transcript of the gene FOL1, whose product is annotated as trifunctional dihydropteroate synthetase. Bases 477 to 2102 code for a protein of 541 amino acids. Gene Ontology annotation, molecular function: 2-amino-4-hydroxy-6-hydroxymethyldihydropteridine diphosphokinase activity; dihydropteroate synthase activity. Lineage: Eukaryota; Fungi; Ascomycota; Sordariomycetes; Sordariales; Podosporaceae. Gene Ontology annotation, biological process: tetrahydrofolate biosynthetic process. The record is from RefSeq and is a predicted model, not a curated record. Gene Ontology annotation, cellular component: mitochondrial envelope. The transcript has 3 exons.